This is a messenger RNA of Neopsephotus bourkii (Bourke's parrot), 2190 nucleotides long. It is a transcript of the gene C1GALT1, whose product is annotated as core 1 synthase, glycoprotein-N-acetylgalactosamine 3-beta-galactosyltransferase 1. Gene Ontology annotation, molecular function: N-acetylgalactosaminide beta-1,3-galactosyltransferase activity. The transcript is spliced from 5 exons. The record is from RefSeq and is a predicted model, not a curated record. Gene Ontology annotation, cellular component: membrane. The coding region runs from base 424 to 1614 and encodes 396 amino acids. NCBI's taxonomy places the organism in Eukaryota, Metazoa, Chordata, Aves, Psittaciformes, Psittacidae.
UGGCGUAUUUUCUCUGAAAACAAAUUCAGAAAGUUACAUAGUUUGAGUUUAUUUAAAAGUAUUAAUUUUAAAGGGCUUUUUUUGUUUUGCUUUGAGGGGUGGGAAUGAGGCAGCUCCAGUAUCCUAUUAUUCCUAUUGCAUGGGGAUUUGGGGAUUCUUUAAGUUUCCUUUGGCUUAGGAAGGUGACCUUAAUCCUUGCUGGAACAGCUACCAGAGUGAGGACGGUAUUCUGAUCAAUGUGUUAAAAGGCUCAUUGCAGGACUGCACAGAGAGGUACAGCAGGGAUGGGAGGACCCCAUUAGUCUCAUCAGAGGAAGUAGCCCCAGGUUUGUCAUUGGAGAGCUGUCAGUCCCAUUGCCCAGGUGUGGCAUGCAUCAAAAUAAAGUAAUUUUGACAGGUGUUAGAGCAGAUAACUGAAAUUGUAUGGCAAAGAGGUGCCCAAUAUUGGAAAGUGGAACAAUGGGGACUUUUUAUUCUAGAAGGUGCUGCAGCUACGUGCAUUACCUUCAGGAGAUGGCCUCUUCCAAGUCUUUGAUGAAUCUUCUAACCUUCACUUUUGGAUCGGCAAUAGGAUUUUUUGUAUGCUAUCUUCUGUUUAGCAUUAUACUAGAAGAACAAGUAAAGAUCCAGCCUCAUGUCCUUCACAAUGAUCCGCAUGGUCAGCACUCAUCAGAUACCGAUAGCAAUCAGCUGCAAGGGCAAAUGAAUUUCAAUGCAGACUUUGGACAGCAUAAAGAUGAAAAUAAAAAUAUUGCAGAGGGACUGUAUCAGAAGGUGAAAAUACUGUGUUGGGUCAUGACUGGACCUCAAAAUCUAGAAAAGAAAGCCAGGCAUGUUAAGGCCACUUGGGCCCAACGUUGUAAUAAAAUACUUUUUAUGAGCUCCGAGGAAAACAAAGACUUCCCAACUGUGGGCCUAGAAGCCAAAGAAGGCAGAGACCAACUGUACUGGAAGACUAUAAAAGCUUUUCAGUAUGUGCAUGACCAUUAUUUUGAUGAUGCUGAUUGGUUUAUGAAAGCAGAUGAUGAUACAUAUGUUAUAUUGGACAAUUUGAGAUGGCUUCUUUCAAAAUACAGUCCUGAACAGCCAAUAUACUUUGGAAGAAGGUUUAAGCCUUAUGUGAAACAGGGCUACAUGAGUGGAGGAGCAGGUUAUGUUCUGAGCAAAGAAGCUCUGAAGAGAUUUGUUGCUGCGUUUAAAACAAACAAAUGCUCUCAUAGUUCUUCAAUUGAAGACCUCGCACUAGGAAAAUGCAUGGAGAUCAUUAAUGUGGAAGCAGGAGAUUCUAGGGAUACAAGUGGUAGAGAAACCUUUCAUCCCUUUGUUCCAGAACAUCACUUAGUCAGAGGAUACCUGCCAAAAACAUUCUGGUACUGGAAUUACAAUUAUUAUCCUGCUGUAGAGGGUCCUGGAUGCUGCUCCGAUCUAGCAGUUUCAUUCCACUAUGUUGAUUCCAUGACUAUGUAUCAAUUGGAAUAUUUGAUUUAUCAUCUCCGUCCAUAUGGGUAUUUGUAUCGGUACAAUCCUGAUCCGGAAACCAAUCCAGAAGAGCAAAGCAAAAAUGAAGCACUGGAGGAUAAUCAGAAGCUAAAGCAAAAAGUGACUGAGAGUUAAUUAGACUUUGAAGAAAACAAAAAGAAGUUAGUACAAUAAGUAGGUAGGAGUCUUCUCAAACUCCUGCACGAAGCUUGUGGACUGAAAUUACUGAUAGUGAUUCUUAUUUAAAAAAUCACAUCGGCAGUGCUGCCUGUCGCUGUGUACAAUAGAAUCUGGUGCUGGCUCUGACUGUUUGGGAUAGUGUGACCUUGCUGACCUGCUCAAUGAAGAUUUAGGGCUCUCAAGCUGUGAAACAGGAGGUUGUUCUGAUACAUUAAUACCUGGAAGAAUUUGUGUGAAACUCAUAGUGGAUGGCUUCAAAGAUAGUCAAACAGUAUUUCUGUUCCUUUUUCUGUUCUCCUUUUCCUUCCAGCUGUUCUGUUAGGUAAGUUCUAAUGGUAGAAAGUAGAAUCUGCAUAGUCAAAUACUUGAUGAUGGCUUUCUCUAGUAUUCUCAGUAUCUUGAAAUUAGUUUGUGUACCUUGUCCUACAAGGGAGAUGAGUGAAAAUAGUCUGCUUUGCCUUAAUGGCAGACUGGCUAGUAUGAAUAGGCAGAGAUCCACCCAAACGAUUAAUCUUGAGUUGUUUCAGAAAU